Sarcophilus harrisii (Tasmanian devil) is the source of this 1571-nucleotide messenger RNA. RefSeq names its product olfactory receptor 13D1-like. Gene Ontology annotation, biological process: G protein-coupled receptor signaling pathway. The transcript has a single exon. Gene Ontology annotation, molecular function: olfactory receptor activity; G protein-coupled receptor activity. Gene Ontology annotation, cellular component: membrane. Bases 1 to 942 code for a protein of 313 amino acids. NCBI's taxonomy places the organism in Eukaryota, Metazoa, Chordata, Mammalia, Dasyuromorphia, Dasyuridae. The record is from RefSeq and is a predicted model, not a curated record.
AUGGAAAGGCAAAACCAGACUUUGGUGACCAUAUUUUUUCUCCAUGGUCUUGCUGCCUACCCCAACUUUCACUUUGCUUUCUUUCUGAUGUCCCUUAUCAUGUACAUCAUAAUCCUGUUGGGCAACAGUUUCCUCAUUACAAUAAGCAUCUUGGACUCUCACCUCCACACUCCCAUGUACUUCUUCCUCAGUAACCUUUCCUUCCUGGACAUCUGCUACACAUCUUCCUCUGUUCCUUUGUUACUUGUGAAUUUCAUUUCAGGGCAAAAAUAUAUCUCUUUUGUGGGAUGUGGGGUACAAAUGUUUUUCUCUCUUGGCCUUGGAUCCACAGAGUGUGUGCUUCUGACAGUUAUGGCAUAUGACCGUUAUAUGGCUAUUUGUAGACCCCUGAGAUAUCCCACCAUCAUGAACAAGUGGCUUUGUGGGUGGAUGGCGGCCAAUUCCUGGAUAACAGGAGGGCUAAAUUCAUUGGUACAAACAAUCCUUGCUAUGAGGUUGCCCUUUUGUGGGAACAAUGUCAUUGAUUAUCUUACAUGUGAAAUCUUAGCUGUGUGGAAAUUGGCAUGUACAAAUAUUUCUCUCAAUAAGAUUAUUAUGUUGAUAUCGAAUGUGUUUUUUUUAGUUAUUCCUGUAGUUUUAAUCUUCAUCUCUUACUCCUUCAUCCUUCUUACCAUCCUGAGAAUCAACUCAGCCAUAGGAAGGCAAAAAGCCUUUUCUACCUGCUCAGCCCACUUAACUGUAGUUAUCAUCUUUUAUGGCAGCAUUCUUUUCAUGUACAUGAAGCCCAAGUCCAAAAACUCCCAUGGAACAGAUGAGCUAAUUGCUCUCUUCUACGCUAUUGUUAUUCCCAUGCUGAAUCCCAUCAUCUACAGUCUGAGAAACAAGGAUGUAAAGCAAGCAGUGAAAAAGUUGAGUAAAAAUAUCUUCUCACAAGGAACAUGAAAGACCAGCCAUAUAGGAACAACUACUCAUCCAAAGGAGAUAAACAACCUAUGUUUAGAGUAAACCCUUCAAAACACAAGAGUUGAUUAAUACAACAUAAGCCUAGUCCCAAUCAUCUUCCAUGGACAUCCCACUUCACCAAAGUCAUCUGCAACAAACAAAAAACAAAUCUUUCAAGGGAGAGCAGUAAAGAAUAUUGGUAAAUUGGGGAAAAGGUUUCCUUCCCUAGUGUGUUUCCCUAGGCAAGAUUUUAGAAAGGAGUCAUUGAAAAAACCUGAAAAAAAUCAGAAUUCAAAAUCUGUAAAUUUCUUUAAAUGGUUUAAUUUCCUUUCAUGAAAGCGUCACCUUAGCUAUUCCGUUUUAUUUCCCAUGAUUAUCCAAGUACUAAGAACACUCUAUGCCAUCAGGCCGAUCUCCUCACAAUCCCACACAUGUCAUACUUACUUCUAUGUCUCAACCUUUCCUCCUGUUGCUUGCUCUAUCAGAAAUGUCUUUCCUUUUCUUCUCCACUAAAUCCAAUAUUGCUCAUCCUUCAAAAUUCAAAGUCUUUCUUUCUGAAACCCACCUCUUCUUUGAAUUUCUUUCCAUAUGCUUAGAUUUUAAUGCUCUUUUUAAUCUUGUCAAAUGAU